ACAAUAUAUAAAAUGAACCCAAAUGCUGUAACAAUCCACCACAACAUAAGACGUUCACCACCACUGACACCACCACCACCACCACCGGCGGGGCUGUUCAAAGCCCCACACGGUGGCAACCAGGCACACCAGAAGCCAAAUCUCUUUCACAUGACCUGGGGCAAGAACACGGAAGUCCUGUUCUCGGGUUGGCCCGGUUCUAGCUCGGGCAUGUACGCAUUGUCCUUGAUCUUCGUCUUUGGAUUGGCUGUGCUCGUUGAAAUGCUCUCCCACUGGAAUCUGAUCAAACCCGGGUCCAACCGGGUGGCUUCUUGUCUGUUCAGGACGGGUCUCCAUGUCAUUCGGGCUGGAUUCGCGUAUAUGGUGAUACUGGCGGUAAUGUCUUAUAAUGGCGGUGUGUUUAUUGCCGCAGUUCUGGGUCAUGCUGCCGGGUUCGUUGUUUUCGGAAGUGGGCUUCUCAUGAAGGCUUCGGAUAAACCAUAGGGUAAUGGAUUAAGUGUUGGAUGAACAAUAAUACUGGGCCUUGGCCUUGAAUAAAGAAAGGCUUCUGGGUUAUAGCUUGUGGAAUUCCCAAGCCUCAAAACCCACCUCAAAAGUGAAAAUAAUGAGAAAAAAGAAAGAUAAAAAAGCCAGUUGAUCUGCUUGGCAAUCACAUUAUUUUAAAUUUUUUUCACCCUUUUUAAGUUGUGCUUUUUGCUGGAAGUUAGUAGAUUGGAGGCCUUUAAUUUUAUAUAUUUUCAAUUUGACCACUAAUAAUCUUGC
This is a messenger RNA of Ilex paraguariensis (yerba mate), 762 nucleotides long. The record is from the annotation of a GenBank genome assembly. NCBI's taxonomy places the organism in Eukaryota, Viridiplantae, Streptophyta, Magnoliopsida, Aquifoliales, Aquifoliaceae.